AUGGCGACGUUCACUAGAGGGAAAGUCUUUGGCGUGGUUUUUGUGUUGAUUUUGCUGUAUAUACUGAACAAAUCAAUUGUUAUGAAUAUGGAGAACUCAACAUUAAGAGCAAAACUAUUAAGGUUUCAGUUUUCAUGUAUAAUUAUGUCUGGAAUGACGCUUAUCUGUUGCUAUUUAUGGAGAAACUUAUCCACCGUGCUAGAUUCGACGCAGGACAAAGUCCAUAGUGAAACAGAGUCAAAUGAAUGGAGAUUAUUUAUUGACUUUAAAGAUAUCAGAGAAUGGAGAUCAUAUACAAUAAAUGCUGCGAUAUCUCGUCUAUUAUUAGCAGCUGUACUGAUAUCGUCACUAUUUUCAUACUCCUCAUUUUCUUUCCUGAUUGCAAUAAAUCCUUACAAACUGGCUAUUUGGCUGUUCCUUGCAUUAGCUGUAACGAUACAACUUUUCACCGCAGUUGUUUUCUUGAAAAUUGUGAAUUUAAUCUUACGCCUAGGAGGGCGGAAAAAGACGAGGACAUUUAGCAAACUUUCCAAAAUACAACAGAUAUCCGCCUUCGUGUAUGCAAUGUUAAUUGUCAUGUUUGGAUAUAUCAAUGCUCAACAACCGCCCACUAUCAAAGAAGUAACAAUACCUGUCGAGGGCCUUCCAGAAAAUUUAGAAAGGCUCUCAAUAACAUUUGUGUCAGACAUUCAUCUGGGUCCAACUAAUGGAAUGGACAGGUUGAAGAAAAUUAUUAAUAUGAUCAACUACUUAAAUUCAGAUAUGGUGAUAAUUGGAGGUGAUCUGGUUGAUGGACGUGUUGAUCAGUUACAUGAUGCUGCAGUACCAAUCAGCUGGAUCAAUUCUAAAUAUGGAACCUACUUUGUUACAGGUAAUCAUGAGUACUACACAACUGAUGCUGAGAACUGGUUGGUGAAGUUAAAAUCACUUGGUGUAAUCCCACUACACAACAUCAAUGUGAAAAUAUCUGCUGACAAGGGACAAACUGGCAUAUGUCUGGCUGGUGUAGAUGAUCCUACGGCAGAUCAGUACAAGUUUGGGGAUCACACUAUGGACCUCGAUGGGGCUCUGGGUUCAUGUGACGUUGAGAGCCCUGUAAUUCUAGUGGCUCACCAGCCCAAGGCUGCUCAAGCUGCACUUCAAUCUAAGCACAGAGUGGAUCUAGUCCUGUCAGGUCACACACAUGGCGGCCAGUUCUUCCCAUUAAUCAUUCCUGCGUACCUGAUGAACCCAUUCUAUGCGGGCCUGUAUCGCCAUGGUGACCAUUCCCACGUUUACGUCUCCCAAGGAACACUGUUUGCCUCAAUACCCAUACGGUUUGGAACUACCAUGGAGAUUACUAGAAUAUUUUUAACCCAAGCUUAGGCAUUUUGUUUAGAGAUGUGUCUCUGUGAAUAUAUUUGUUUGUCUAUCUUUUACAUAAGCUUUAAAAGACAAUUAUUGAGUGGUUAUAAAAGUUGCAUUCCAAAUGUUGCAUUCAAUUUACAUUUCAAACAGCUAUGGAGAUUUUUACUAACACUUUAGCCACAUAAUUCUCAUUCGAACUUUGGUGCCAUAUCCCAGAUUAUCACUUUUACGUGGCAAAUUUUUGUCCUGUAAAAAGCUUACGUGAACAAGUGAUGAACAAGGAUGAAUACUAUUUCUUCUCUGUGCUCAAGAAUUUGUUCUGUGAUUUUAUGUUUCUGUGAUUUAAAGGCGCACAAAUAUAAUUGUUCAUUUUGAUGCAUAGUCAUGUUUAACUCACUUUGGUUUAAUGAUCAAAACAAAAAAAGCAUUUGAUUUAGGUAGAGAUGAAAAAAUAUUAGCGAAAUUUUGGUGCUUUUUUAACUGGGAAAUUUGUGGCAUGUAGCUAUUGAUUAAAAGAUAACAUUUAUAUGGUUAAUGUUUUAUAUCUGUACCAAAUUUUUAAAACUACUGAUAUUGUGCGCCUUUUAUUGUUUUUGUCAGUCAUAAGCAUAACCCUAAAGACAAUACCGGGUAGUUAUAACACUUGAAUCCUUGUUUAUUGGUUGUGCAAUUUCUAAAGUAUGGGCCUGUUUUAUCAAUGAUUGCUAAUUCUGAGUACUCAGUGGUAACGCAUACAUGUUUUUUGUUUUGGAACAAGUUUCUUCACUCAUAAAAAAACACUAGGCACAUUUGAAUCUUUAAGUAGAACUUUUCAUUUGAUUUUUAACACAAAGAUAUGUUUAAGUGAAAAUGGUCAUCGCUAUUAUAUAAUUUUUUUGUUAUAAAUUCAUUGAUGAGGCAGCCCAGUGUAUUCUAGUCCAAUAGAUGUAGUUAUUAAUUUAUUACUAUAAGUAUUAUUUUAUAUAGUAUUCAUGAAAAACAAACGCAUUAUUGCAUGUUUGAUGAAUUUGUUGGAAUUGCGUUUAUUUGUUAAGGCAUAAAAUGCUUUUGAAACUGAAAGUAACUGUCUCAGUCUGUAAGUUGCAUCCUUUAGUACAUUUUAGUUGAAUAACUCAAGCAAUGAUCAUUGAAUGAUAAUUUAAUUUCAGACAUGGUUACAUGUCUAAUAGAAGGUUACUAAUAUGCAGUCACGUCAAGUUUAAGCUGUUGUGUUAAGCCAAAUGUCUCUCUUUAAAGUCUUGCCUCUUUUCCAUUUAUAACUGUACUCUUAUAACAAUAAAUUAAGUAUAUAAGUAUUUACCAAAUUAAAUUUAAGUAAAUAACUGUUUUCUAAUAGUAAUAGAUUGAGUAUUACAAUGUUACAUAAUUGAAUAAUAAGCUUCAAAUGGAAUAAUUCAAUAAAAUGGAUAGUUUGCAUAAUUUGUGACAGUAGCCAUAACUGAAUCAAAGUGCUGCAGGCACUGGUGGAAUCACUGUGUGUUGGUUUUUGAGGCAUUGAAAGUUUCAGUUGCAAGAGUUGUAUUAAGGAAUUUGGUGCGCAAUGCUUAAUGUUAAAGUUUGAUUAAGGAUUACAACAUGCAGUUGUUGUUGUUUUUUCGGCUAUUUUUUGGGGCUGAAAUUUGGCCUUAUUUCCGUCCUGAAAAAGGAUUUUCCCCCUACACAGUGCAAAAAUCCCCUUAAAAAUAAAAAUAAUAAUAAUUUGGGAGCUUUGAACUCUUAUCAUUAAGCAAGCGUGGCAUAUUAGUGACAUUUAUUGAUAUGUUGUAAGGUUUUUUUUUAUUUAAAGGUUAGACAACAAGUUGAACAUUAAAUAAAUCAUUUUCCCCCUUUUUAUCAAAACGACUUCAUUUCAUCCCCUAUCACAGGGCCCCUUCACCAUUCCAAGUGUAAUUGAGAAAAAAAAAAGAUUAUGUUCUGCUGACAAACACCGACUCUUCUGGUCCCACACAGACGCCUCUCGGUUCCAGUAUCCGGUCACCUUUCACGUCUCUGCUUUUGCCAGUCAGAUGCCUACUGUGUUA
This is a messenger RNA of Mya arenaria, 3368 nucleotides long. RefSeq names its product transmembrane protein with metallophosphoesterase domain-like. Lineage: Eukaryota; Metazoa; Mollusca; Bivalvia; Myida; Myidae. Gene Ontology annotation, molecular function: hydrolase activity. The record is from RefSeq and is a predicted model, not a curated record. The coding region runs from base 1 to 1365 and encodes 454 amino acids. The transcript is spliced from 5 exons.